This is a messenger RNA of Spizellomyces punctatus DAOM BR117, 849 nucleotides long. RefSeq lists its product as uncharacterized. Gene Ontology annotation, cellular component: lysosome; late endosome membrane; membrane raft. Gene Ontology annotation, molecular function: molecular adaptor activity; guanyl-nucleotide exchange factor activity. Gene Ontology annotation, biological process: cholesterol homeostasis; positive regulation of MAPK cascade; regulation of receptor recycling. Lineage: Eukaryota; Fungi; Chytridiomycota; Chytridiomycetes; Spizellomycetales; Spizellomycetaceae. The record is from RefSeq and is a predicted model, not a curated record. The transcript has 5 exons. Bases 219 to 740 code for a protein of 173 amino acids.
UGUAAAACGAGAAGAGCGGAACAAAAACCCAAAAUCUAUCAGAAGAUCUCUCGAUUAUAUCUUGUUAUAAAUUUACCACCGAGGAGGCUUAGCCGUCUCUGGCUACUUUGAGCGUCGAGCUUAUUUCUCUCACCCUGAAGCUGCAUUGAUCUCGUAUCGUACAUUGAGAAAAACGCCAGUAAAACAAGUUUUCCGUACCUUUGGUAAAACAGUGCCUGAUGGGCAAUUGGUGCUCUGCCUGCUUUGGCGAUAGCCGGUCAGAAAGCAGUGACAACUUUGACCAGCAUCCUACCGAGCGAUCUCGAUUGCUAGGAGCAGACAUUGUCUCUCAAAAUGAAGAGCCAACACCACACAAUUAUCACGCCUUGAGCCAACUGCGUGAGCAGGAGACAUUGAAGCGAAUUGUUCAGCGUACCGCCGACAAUUUGAUUGACAUUUCCUCGACUCGCAUGCUGGACCGUAUUCAAGAUGAGCAUGCAGCUCAGAGAGCGCACGAAUAUAGCGCACUUGUAAAGGAAUGCCAGCCACAGUUGGCCAAGUUUACGCAGAAAAAUACUGCCCGCAUUCCAUCUGUUGAGGAAGCAAAGGACAAGAUUCCCCGGUUGCUGGCAACAGGGACCAUCAAAAGAGAGGACAUUGAUCAAAUAUCGGAUAUUAUGGAGCAAGUGAAGACUGCAGUGCACGAGAUGCGCGUCCAGCAAGUUGGCGACAUUGUCGUUCCGAUGGUCGUUAGCGUAUGAAUAUCAGUUGCCGAGCGGUGUAUAUGUGUAUAUGUGGUGUAUGUACAAUCUAUAUUAUUUUUAUUAUCAAAGGUAUCCCAUCAACGGCCGCAGGUAAUUUCGCGUUCCC